This is a messenger RNA of Procambarus clarkii (red swamp crayfish), 6731 nucleotides long. RefSeq names its product leukocyte receptor cluster member 8 homolog. The record is from RefSeq and is a predicted model, not a curated record. Gene Ontology annotation, cellular component: nucleus. Lineage: Eukaryota; Metazoa; Arthropoda; Malacostraca; Decapoda; Cambaridae.
CUGUGAGCGCUGCCUAUUCCAGCGACCGUCGGCCAGCACCGUCGCCAUUUUUGUUGUUCAGACGCAGGAGAAAUUUCGGGGCAAUAUUUUUCUCCUAACUUCAAAACCCUUUCAGUGUGCACAAGAUUGGCUUCAAUAUGAACAACAGUCCACAUGGGAUGGCCCCAUGGCAUGGAGGCAGUGGACAUGCACAAGGGGGAGGGUGGUAUGCUGGUCCACCUGGACACUAUGGAGGUUACGGAGGCUCGUAUAAUGGUCCACCAGGACCCCCUCCACCUGGCUGGAAUGGUUACGGACCUGGUGGAGGUGGCAAUGGUGGCGGCAAUUAUGGAGGAUAUGGUGCAUAUCAAGCCUCUUGGGGAUAUGGUGUACCACCUGGACUAUCUGGCCCACCUCCACAACAACCACAAUCUGACAAUGGUAACAAUAAUAAGAACAACAAUAGUUCUGGAAAUAGCAAUAACCCUCCUCUUCCACCUGGUCCUCCACCAGCUGGCCAGAAUCCAGAAAGUGAUGGACAGGAUAAGAUGAAUAAUUUAAACACAACCAGCAACAAUUCUCCAGGAAAACAUCAAGAUAGCAGUAAUCAACAAAAUGCUAAUGUUCCACCACCCCAACAUUAUGCUAGUCAGGAAUACAGUCAGGGUUAUAAUCACAACUAUAACCAGCCGUAUUGUCCAAGUUACGAUAAUUAUAGCGGCUACACUGGUGGAUGGUAUGGCCCCUCUGGGCCUCCAAGAGGGCCGCCAUCAAACUACAAUCAGCCACCUGUGGGUCGAGCAAACUCGCCAGUUGCCUCUGGUGGUCCUGUAAAAUUUAAUCUUCCAAGUAAAAAAGGCCUUGGGUAUAAUGUCUUGCAGCAACAACAACAGGCACAGCAAACACAACAGCAAGCACAGCAGGCACAACAACAAGUACAGCAGCAGCAGCAGAUACAACAACAGCAGCAGCAGCAACAACAAAUACAACAACAACAGCAGCAGCAGCAGCAGCAGCAGCAACAACAACAACAGCAGCAGCAGCAGCAGCAGCAGCAACAACAUCAUGAACAUCAGCAACAGCAGCAUUAUCAGCAACAUAAUACUAGUCAUAAGAGUAAGAAGAAUAAAAAGAAUAAAACUAAUAUAGUCAUGUCCAACAACCCAUGGAACAAGAUGCAGUUUAUGAAUAACCAGCAACAGCAGCAGCAGCAGCAACAGCAACAUCCUUCCAUUAGUUCAUUAACUGGAAAAGAAAAUGCAGAUGGGCAGCCUCCAUCCAAUAACGCCUCAGUUAAUGAAAGCCAAAAUGCAAUAAACAAUACUCAAGAAACAAAAGCAGUCAAAGAUAUAAAAGGAAUGACUGGAUUAGUUGCAAGUGGGGAUUGGCCUGAAAGUCUGAAGGCUUACGUUGGGCGGUGUUUUGCUCGCUGUGUCACAGAAUUGGACAAAGACCAAGUUGAAAUAUGUCUUAAGGGGAAGCUUACACAAGCAGCAAAUAAUGGAACACUGUGGACUAAAGGGGGAAUUCACCCGUGUCCUACUUCAAAUGGCGCUCGGAAAAUCACAGAAGUAUUUCAACCCCAACUCCCGGUUGUGCAGAAUUGGGACGAAGAAUCUCUUCCCAGCAUACACAGUGCAUCCGCAGUUAACUUGGUGUCACACGUGAAGACCUGGAGUGCUACCAGUGAUGCGGGAUCAGACACAAGUUCCACUAGUCCUAUGAAACAGCAAAACAAGAAGUCACCUUUCAAGAAGCAAAUGGUGUCUCCUGGGUACUCUGCCCGAGGAUUGAGAACACAUCGAUCAAAGUCUCAUUCAAGAUCUCACUCCCGAUCGAAAUCUCGUUCCCGAUCAAAAUCCUAUUCACGGUCAAGAUCACGAUCCCCUAUGUACAGAAAAGGAAAACGUGAUGGUAAACGCCGCCACACCUCCUCAGAUUCUGAAGAUGAAAACAAGACUUUUAUACGGCUGAAUUCAAAGAAAGGACGAAGCCCAGUGAGUAGUCGAGGAGGAAAAGGCAAGAAGAUUAAGGCAAAGAACAAGUUAGCGGAUUCCCAUUUCUACUCAAGACAUGGUCGUAUGAGUCUUGAUCCCGAGUUCAGUACCUCUGAGAGGCUGCAGAAGAGAGCUGCUCGUUUUAAUGCUAAUGAAGUUGGAAGUCCAAACAUAGGGGGUCCAAGAGUAGGGGGUCCAAGAAUAGGUGGUCCAAGAGCAGGUGGUCCAAGAGCAGGUGGUCUGGGCCUAGGGGCUCCAAAUCCAGGAUCUCAACGGAAAAAGAAGCAAAUCAAUAUUACUAAAACUAUUAGUAACACCUUUACAGUGGAUGGAGAUGAUAUUGACUGGACAUCAAUGCACAUUGUAGGAACCUCAACUGCUCUUGAAAAGCCUUACCUUCGAUUAACAACAGCACCUGAUCCUUCUACAGUCAGAACAGUGGAUACCCUGAAGCGCUCUUUGGAGCACAUCAAACGUCAGUGGGUGCGCAACCAAGAUUACAGAUAUGCCUGUGACCAGCUCAAAUCGUUACGACAAGACUUGACCAUCCAAGGUGUCAGAGAUGACUUUACAGUUCAGGUAUAUGAAACACAUUCUCGAAUUGCCUUGGAAAAAGGAGAUCACGAAGAGUUCAAUCAGUGCCAGAGUCAGCUAAAGCAGCUGUAUGGUGAAGUGGGCGGAGAAAACACACUUGAAUUUAUAGCUUACAGACUCCUUUACUACAUCUUCACCAAGAACACCCUAGACAUAACAUCUCUAAUGGCUGGUCUUACAGUGGAGCAGAAGCAGGAUGAGUGCAUUGGUUUUUCCCUUAAGUUACGUGCAGCAUGGUCACUGGGAAACUAUCAUCGUUUCUUUCAGCUUUACCGAAAUGCUCCAAAGAUGGCCGGAUAUCUUGUCGACUGGUUUGCGGAGAGGGAGAGAAAGCAGGCAUUAAGGGCGAUGCUUAAAGGCUAUCGGCCGGGUAGUCUAGAUGUCAGUUUUAUUAAGUCGGAGUUGGCUCUCGGAACUCAAGAGGAAUGGCAGAAAUUUGAAAGCAGCAUAAGUUUAGUGUAUACCGAUGUGUCAAAAUCGAAAAUAGACUGCAAACAAUCUACCGCUGAUGUUAUUGCAACAUAGCACGUUAUGCUUGAAAGAGGACAAUGGCAAUGAUAUAUUUCAUUGGAAACCUAGUGGAAGUGCUUAAAGACUGGUGUCAAACUGAAGAUUUGUCUUUAAAAAGUUGAGCAUUGAGGGGUAGGUGGCUGGUGUGUGUAUGUGAUGGCUGUUUAUUGUAUUUUAAUGACAAGAUGGAGUUCUAGACUUGCUCAUAAAUAUUUGUAAGUAUUUCCAUGAACCUAAAUUGGAGUGCAUGCGUACACAGUGGAUGCAGUUUUUAUGCAUCAAACUCACUUCUCUUAUGAAAAAGGAGAGAUGAAUGUGGAUUUCUCGCUACUAAACAUUCCCUGGUGUAUGGAAAACUGAAAAGUACAAAGUAGAAUUGAACUAAAUUGAAGAACAGUGACCUAAUGUUGUAGGGAAUGCACAAACUUUAACAAAGGGACAGAAAAACUUGGAGACAGACAAAAAACUAAUGGAGGUGAAACUCCUUAGAAGAAGACGAAAUUGAAUUAUCCUGUUGCUUGGACUGUAUUGGAGAACACCCCAUGCAUUCUGUUAACAGAACUUUGUCUUCACUUUUGAUAUAACCUUUUUCCCCAUUAGCCCCAGGCAUUCUUCCUUCCCAUAUCAACAUGAAAUUACAGUUUUAUUUUGUUUUAUCCUUUUCUAUAACAUUUAGUUUAUGUAUGAGUGAAGAUUGUCAUGCAGUCCUUGACAUUCAUUGUACAUAAACAGGCAUGUCAUCCUUAUCAUCAUCAUCAUCAUCAUCAUUAUCAUCGAUUUGAAGUCUGCAACAAUAACACACACGAAAACCUACGAUCUGAAUGAUUAUUGGGGAAGCUCAGUCAUCGGAGCCUUCACCUAGUGUCAGGCAUGUAAGCUGUGAUACAUAACCACAGGACCGUAGGGAGAGUGCAGGGCAUUAGACGGUGCAGGAUCUUCACGACUACUCAGGAUCUUCAGGAUAAUAACGGAUCUUCACGACUACUCAGGAUCGUCAUGGCACCGAGGAAUGUUUAAAGGGCUAAUCAUACAGUUCUCUUGAAAUGUACCUUAUCCUAUACCAUUUUCAGGUACGUAAAGAAUGAAGCAUGGAGAGGGGAUAUUGCAGUUUAAGAACAAGAUAAUAUGCAUUUAUAUUGUCAUACACUGUAAGAAGAAUUCAUUUACUCCAGCAUAAUAUGAGUGAAAGUUUGCUUUUCUAAAUUGGCAAAUGUUCCUCGUCAAAUCACCUUUUCACAUUUGCAGUUUUACAUAUGGUGGUGACAUUCCUUUACAGUUCCAAGUAGCAGGAUUCACAAGUGCAAACAGGGAGACUAAAAGUUACAAUACAGUUUUGAACUCUUGUGGAAUAAUGCAUUCUGGAAGUCAAGAUAAAGCAGUACACUCUAUGGACCAAAGCAGUGAAGUGGACAGUUUAGAGUUGUUUUUGGCUUCCAUUUAUUGGUUGUAGAGUCCUCAGUUUGCUGGUAUUAUCUGAAAGUUUUCAUACUAGGAAUUCCAUCCUCAUACAUGUAGGUUUGGUGUAAAUGAAAAUGCCAGAGGAAGGAAGAUCUUCGGACCAGUUGGGUUGCAGCUCUUUGAUUUUCAUGCCGUCAUUCGGGUAUUAGGGAAUGACAAUACUUUCUACUGGUUGACUGAACCAGUUCUACAGUUGCAAGUUAUCCUUUGAACAGCAGCAGCAAUAGCAGCUUGCAAUGCUCCUACACCCUCCACUCCUGUAGGAUAUCAGAUUGUGGAACAUUGUCUUGUUCCAAAUUGAUCCAGAAUUGUUCCAGUCUCCACCAGUAUUUUACCAGCAGCAUUUCCAGUGGGGCCCAGUAUCUGAAGCAGUGUUCCAGUCUACAAGAAAAGCAGCAGUUCCAGUUGGCAGCAGAGAAGCCGUGGGACAGUUCAUCGGCAGUGCGAAGUGUUCCGGAGCAGCCUUCGAGAGGUCCAGUGUUCAACAUUCAGCAGUUCCAGGAUCGUCCACGAGUGCCAGAAUCAUCACCUACUCCCAUGUCCCUUAUCCCUCUUCUUGCCCUUUCCGUUCUUCUGUCUCCUCUUCGAUGUCUGUCACACUGCUGUUUUCACUCUCACCCCAUCUCCAUAUUGAUCUCUCUUUUCUCAAUUCCCCUUCUCCCUCUUUUCACUCUCCCUAUUUAUCUUCCCCUAAGCUCCCUUUAUCUACUGCUCUGUGUUUUUCCUUCCCCCCCCCCCGUCCCCCACACACACACACACACAAAUCGCCUCCGCUUCCCUUUCAUGUACUUUCCCGUCCUCUUCCCCCCUCUCAUCCUCUCCCACCACCAUUAUUUUUCACCCCCCAUCCUCUUCUUCCCCCUCCCAUCCUCUCCCCCCCUCCCAUCCUCUCCCCCAUCAUCCUCUCCCCCCCCCAACUGCCUCCCCUCUCCCUUUGUCAUGUCUCUUCCCCCCCCCCCUCCUUUUCUUUCCCUCCUCUCUCUCAUGUGUCCUGUCUUCCUUCUCAAGGAUCUGGAUUAAGGGCCUACUUGGUCUGAAGCUGAAGGGAAGGGAACUAUCAGGAGAAAGCACCAAGCCAUUAGGACUAUAUAGCACUGGGAAGGGGUCAGGAUAAGGAUUUGGGAUGGGACGGGGAGGGUAGGGAAUGGUGCCCAACCACUGGGACGGUCGGGGAUUGAACGCCGACCUGCAGGAACCGAGACCAUCGGAUCUGAAGUUGAGCCAUUAUUUUGGGCCUACACUGGUUACUCAAAUAUAAAACAAUAGACUUUGUUACGAGCUCAUAGUAUUUUUAGGUAGUAAGGCUCAUAUUUUUUUUUUUUUUCAUGAUGGAAAAUUUGUAAGAACAAGAUCUUGAUUUAUUAUGUAUGGUAAAUCAUCUUUCUAUAGAGAAAAUACUGUGCUUUAGCCUGAAGUUUCAGUACCCUCGGUACUCUAUUUUUUAGCCUCUUGCCCCCCCCUCCUUUCUCUUUCUUCACUAUUUUCCUCUACACAUCCCUGCCUCUGUCCACCUGCCACACCUCCCCUAGCUUUUUUUUUUAUAUAAAUUUUUUUUUAUAAAUUAUAUUUUGCAAUUUGAAUUGUGCAGGCUACCACAUUUUUCAUAUUUUAUUACAAAACAGCACUUCAACACACACAGUGUGUUCCUCCUCACAUAGACAGACAUUUUUAAGAUUAGCGUAUGUUCAAUAUGUUGCAGGAAUCCACAACCUGUUCAAUAUGUUGCAGGAAUCCACAACCUGUGUCUAGUGUGCCACUCUUCAUUUUAAUUUUGUUUGCUAUCAGCUCAAUCAUGAUCAUGUAAUGCACUUUGGUAUAGUAUAAGGUCAUGAGUCUCCCAUGAGUUGUUGUUGGUUAAAUUUGAGGUGGAUUAAGUUGUAGUGUAUUUAGGCCCCCCUUCUGUAGUUUGAGGAAGUUGCACAGAAAUCUAGUUUUGUAUCAAAGAUAUAAAAAAGAAGUGUCUUUUGUAUUGCUUUGUCAUAAGAUUCCUAUAGGUAGUAGUCUAGUACUAUGUUACCUAUUAAUAUAUAUAUAUAUACUUAUUAGUUUUUAACUAUCAGUGGAUCAUUUUCUUUGUUAAUAAUUUAAAAGCAUAUUGUCAUGAAAUAACUCAGUGUGAAACCUGUGACUGUUACAUUGACAAUUAUUUGUACAUACCAAUGACUACUGUUGUUAAUAAAUUAAUCAAAAUAA